CCGGAGCGGCGGCUGCAACAGUCCCUGGACCCACCGCCGCCUCCUCAGGCUGCCGCUCGGCCGGUCAUUCCCACAGCCCGGCAGCUGACGGCGGCCCCCUGCCCCUCACCGGCUCCUCACUCUAGAUCGUCUCCCCCGUCCCUCUCCUCGCCUGGGACCCACCUCCCCACGGUCUCGCCGGGGUGGAAGACGACGAGGAGGAGACGAAAGUCACCCUCCCUGCAGGCGGCGCCGGCCCCCUCACCCGCGGGUGUGUCCUAUAAAUGGCGUCGGAAAGCGACACCGAGGAAUUCUUUGAUGCCCCUGAAGAUGUGCACCUAGGGGGCGGCUACCCUGUAGGGUCUCCAGGAAAGGUUGGGAUUUCAACAUUAAAGGAAACUGAGAAUACUGCACACAAAGUUGGAAAUGAGUCUCCUGUACAAGAAUUGAAACAAGAUGUGUCUAAAAAGAUUAUUGAAAGCAUUAUUGAGGAGAGUCAGAAAGUACUACAGCUGGAAGAUGACUCGUCGGAUUCCAAAGGAAAGGGACACUCUGACCAGGCUACUGGCAGUUCUCUUGUAGCUGGAACAGAUCUUAGCAAUAUACCUGGACUGUUAGCCAUAGAUCAGGUACUACAGGAAGAUUCCAAAAAGGCAGAGAGUCAGAAUGCAAUUGAAGAAACUGAAUUAGAAUCAAAAAGAUGUUUUCCUUCUGAUGACACCUAUGAGAAGUCAGUAGAUGAAAUCACUAAGUUAACUGAAAUAAGUUCAACUGAGCAGCAUAAUGUGCCUGAAACUGAAACAGAAGUAUUGAACAAAGAAGCCAUGGAAGUCAAAGGAAGUGAUGUUCUAGAACCUGUGUCCUCAAACUCUUCAUCUACUAAAGAUUUUGCUGCCAUGGAAGAAGUGGCUCCCGCCAAACCCCCAAGACAGCUUACUCCAGAACCUGACAUUGUGGCUAGUACAAAGAAGCCUGUUCCAGCACGCCCUCCCCCUCCAACUAAUUUCCCACCUCCUAGGCCCCCGCCUCCAUCUCGACCUGCUCCACCACCAAGAAAAAAGAAAAGUGAAUUGGAGUUUGAGGCCCUUAAAACGCCUGAUCUAGACGUUCCCAAAGAGAAUAUUACAUCUGAUACUCUCCUAAGUACGAACAUGGCUUCAGAGAAUACAGUCAAGGAUUCUCAGCCUUCUCUUGACUUGGCAAGUGCUACCAGUGGAGAUAAAGUAGUUACUGCCCAGGAAAAUGGAAAAGCACCUGAUGGGCAGACCAUAGCAGGUGAAGUGAUGGGCCCUCAGAGACCUAGAUCCAACUCUGGGAGAGAGCUUACUGAUGAGGAAAUUUUAGCCAGUGUCAUGAUUAAGAACCUGGAUACUGGAGAAGAAAUACCUUUGAGUCUUGCGGAAGAGAAACUGCCAACAGGUAUUAAUCCUCUCACUCUACACAUCAUGAGAAGGACUAAGGAAUAUGUAAGUAAUGACGCGGCACAGUCAGAUGAUGAAGAGAAGUUACAGUCUCAGACAACAGAUACUGAUGGUGGAAGGUUAAAACAGAAAACGACUCAACUAAAGAAGUUCUUAGGAAAAUCAGUAAAGAGAGCAAAGCACCUUGCAGAAGAAUAUGGUGAACGUGCUGUGAAUAAAGUUAAAAGUGUUAGAGACGAAGUGUUUCAUACUGAUCAAGAUGAUCCUUCAUCAAGUGAUGAUGAAGGAAUGCCAUAUACAAGACCAGUCAAAUUCAAAGCAGCGCAUGGUUUCAAAGGACCUUAUGAUUUUGAUCAGAUCAAAGUGGUGCAAGAUCUUAGUGGUGAGCAUAUGGGAGCUGUUUGGACCAUGAAAUUUUCUCACUGUGGCCGAUUACUUGCCUCAGCUGGACAAGACAAUGUAGUGAGAAUAUGGGCUUUAAAAAAUGCUUUUGACUAUUUCAACAAUAUGCGAAUGAAAUACAAUACUGAAGGACGUGUGUCCCCGUCACCUUCUCAGGAAAGUCUGAAUUCAUCAAAGUCUGAUACAGAUACAGGGGUAUGCAGUGGAGCUGAUGAAGACCCUGAUGAUAAAAAUGCACCAUUUCGGCAGCGGCCGUUUUGCAAAUAUAAAGGACACACCGCUGAUCUCCUUGAUCUUUCAUGGUCUAAAAACUACUUCCUGCUUUCUUCUUCGAUGGAUAAAACGGUCAGGUUAUGGCACAUUUCCAGAAGAGAAUGCCUUUGCUGUUUUCAACAUAUAGAUUUUGUCACUGCCAUAGCUUUCCAUCCAAGAGAUGACAGGUAUUUUCUAAGUGGGUCAUUGGAUGGAAAGCUCCGUCUUUGGAACAUACCUGACAAAAAAGUCGCUUUGUGGAAUGAAGUAGAUGGUCAAACAAAAUUGAUCACAGCUGCAAAUUUCUGUCAGAAUGGCAAAUACGCCGUGAUUGGGACAUACGAUGGCAGAUGUAUUUUCUAUGAUACAGAGCAUUUGAAAUACCACACACAAAUACAUGUCCGAUCUACCAGAGGACGCAACAAAGUUGGAAGAAAAAUUACUGGCAUUGAACCUUUACCCGGAGAAAAUAAGAUACUGGUAACCUCAAAUGACUCCAGAAUCAGACUAUAUGAUCUUAGAGAUUUGUCACUGUCCAUGAAGUAUAAGGGUUAUGUCAACAGUAGCAGCCAGAUCAAAGCAAGUUUCAGCCAUGAUUUUAGUUACCUCGUUAGUGGCUCAGAAGAUAAGUAUGUUUAUAUCUGGAGUACUUACCAUGACCUCAGCAAGUUUACUUCAGUCAGGAGAGAUCGUAAUGAUUUUUGGGAAGGUAUUAAAGCACAUAAUGCCGUUGUUACAUCGGCCAUCUUUGCUCCAAACCCAAGUUUGAUGUUGUCUUUGGAUGUACAAUCUGAAAAAUCAGAAGGGAGUGAAAAAGGUGAAGAUGCUGAAGUUUUGGAUACCAUGCCCUCUGGUAUUAUGAAGACAGAUAAUACAGAAGUUCUUCUUUCUGCUGACUUCACUGGAGCAAUCAAAGUGUUUAUUAACAAAAGGAAAAAUGUAUCUUAAUUUGAAAUGACAUUUAAAAUAAAAAUAUCAGUAAGUUUCUAUAUGUAUUAGAACUGAAAAAAGUAUAUUAUAGUGUUUCCGGCUAACAUCCUUUUUUUUUUUUUUUAAUUUUUACUGGAAAUUGUUCAAAUAUAAUAUAUUUUUUGAGCGGCAGUGUUAAUGAUCUAUAAACCGUGGACUGAUAGACAGAAAUGUGGCUAGAAUAACAUUGCCAAACGUUAGGCUUUAUGUUUUGUUAUAUUUGUGUUUUUGUUAUGUAAUUGUGAACAUGCACAGGUUUCUGCAUGAAAAUAUAUUAAUAUAUUAAUCACAUGUGUGUGCCUUUUGGUUACAUGCACUAAAUCUAACAGAGUUAAAUUAUUUCAGUGGCCCUUUUGGCCUCUUACAGGGAGGGGGGGAGUCUUGUUUCUAGCUUAAACGAUUUCUUUUGCACAAAACUUCAUUUUUCAGAAAAGUGGUAUUGACUGAGUUACUGUUUUGAAAAUGUUAUACAGGUUUUCAAUAGGUCAACAACCAUGUGUAAAUGGUUUUUUAUAAAUUUCUCAAUUUGGGGACAAGAUUUUUUUUUUUUGUAGUCUAAAUUGUGGGCUUAAGAUUCUUU
Messenger RNA from Neomonachus schauinslandi (Hawaiian monk seal), 3603 nucleotides. RefSeq names its product WD repeat domain 44 (gene WDR44). The record is from RefSeq and is a predicted model, not a curated record. NCBI's taxonomy places the organism in Eukaryota, Metazoa, Chordata, Mammalia, Carnivora, Phocidae. Gene Ontology annotation, molecular function: protein binding. The transcript has 20 exons. Bases 264 to 3002 code for a protein of 912 amino acids.